Molecule: messenger RNA, 2164 nt
Organism: Xiphias gladius (swordfish)
Lineage: Eukaryota; Metazoa; Chordata; Actinopteri; Istiophoriformes; Xiphiidae
Exons: 5
Coding region: 568-1278 (236 amino acids)
Source: RefSeq, a predicted model, not a curated record
ACAAGCCAUCCAGCAUAGCACUUUCACUUUGAGCGCAGCCUGUGUCUGAGUGAGGACACACAGAGUGGCCGGAGGGAGAGACAGCGAAGAGGAGGCCAGUGUCUCUCCUGCUUUAUUCACUAACCAGUUUCAAGGAAGAGGAGAGUGACUCAAAUUAGGCUGUUCAGGAAGAUUCUAGGUCAGUAGUGAAAGGGACAAAGGGAAGGGGAAAGAGAUAUAGUAAAAAAAACAAAAAACAGUAGCUUUGAUAGGGAAAGGCUGCAGCCACUCAGGCUUAAGUGGGAAAAUCCAAAGUGAAAGAGCAGGAUGGCGUGACAGGAUAAAUGAGGCACUUUUUUGGAAAGUACCAAAGGAACUCAAAAAGAAGGACUUUAUAAGGGGAUGUCAACAAGAAGACUAAAUAUCAAGCUGUGAAGAAGAAGAAACAGCAGCGUACUCCGUGUCAAAGACCUAAAGAAACCAGAGAGGAAACUUUGCCUUUCACAGACUGACACAGAAACCCGUCUGCAGAGUGAUUGCCGUCAACAAGAGAAAUGGGGAAGUGUCCGUUCUUAGAAAGAUAAAAGGAUGUCACUGCCAGGUGAAAACGAGUCUAUGGUUUUGCUGUUGCUAUCACUCUUGACUGUCCAAUGUGGUGGAUGUGACUUUGACUGGGAAGUUGUGAAAAACAUUAAAAUGACUAUCGACUCUAAUCCAACUGGAUUUCGGACAGUAUUCCCUAAAGAUUACAAUGUAGUGCACCACUACACAAAAAACAUGCUCUGUGACACUGAUCCGUGUUGUGUGUUCCCUGCUGCAGUCGUCCUCCUCGACUCCUGGCAUGUGCUUCUCAGAAACCUCUGGGAUGAGCACUUAAAUCACUCCUUAAUUCUCGACCUAAAGCAGACACUGGAUAGAAUUAUUAAAAAGAACAAAAACACGGAGAGGUUCCAGGAGGAGACGGACCUGGUCCAUUUCUCCACAUUAUCUUCCUCUCCUGAGGAACUCCUCAAGCUAACAUCAGAACUUUUCACUCAGUGGCUCAGUGUCGGAUGCUUACCUUCGAUUGAAACCUGCACCCUGCCCACUUUGCCCCCCUCCGUUGAGAGGAAGGACUACGGUCCAUCGAGGGCCAGACUCUUGACCACCCGAGUUAUUGGCAGCGAGGAGGAGGGACAGCCUGUCAAGAUGAUAGACAUUACACAUCCGCCGUCCAGCAGUGGUCCUCUCUCCCUAUCAUAUUCCGCUUCUGUCUGGAGCCCCUUGCUACUCAGACUCUACUGGUGGUUGAUGCCAUAGUUACUAAAAAUGAUGAAUGAUGCACACAAAAAUGCAAGACAUUUCAUGGCACUGAAUGUUUCUUAUAUGUGUCUCUGUGUUUAAUGCCGUAAGCUUUGUUAAUAUGAAGUGACUUGCACAGGUUGCAAUUAUUGUCCAAAGUUAGUUUGAAUAGCUGAGUUCACUGUCCAACAGUGCUGUGUAACGACUAAUAUCACAGAUAUAAACGUAUAGCCAUCCUCUCUAGAGCAAGCCACAAGCUCCAGCUAGCUAUGCUCUUCAUGCUAACGAGAAAAAUGCUGAGCAAGCAAACACACAUUAGCCUCGUCUGUUGAUGUGGAAUCCAUCACUGUUUACAAUGAAUAUUGUGUAAAUGUAAGAUAUUACAGUCUAUGGGUGUUUACUUUUGUACAUAAAUGUAAAUUAAAGACAUUUAGUUAUAUUCAUUGCUAGUUUUUGGUUCAGCUUACCAGGAUAUAAAAUCCCAAUGGUUGUAAGCGGCAGUAUAUUUAUGGUGCUGUCUCCUGUUUGCCAGCAGUGAUAAAGAAGUAACUAGGUACAUAUACUCAAGUACUGUAAAGGACACCUUCAAGGUACUUUUACUUUACUUGAGUAUUUCCAUUUUAUGUCACUUUCUACUUCUACUCAACUACUGUUCAGAGGGAAAUAAUGUUCUUUUUAAUCCACUACAUUUAUCUGACAGCUAUAAUUACUUGUCCCUUUUCACAUUAAGAUUUGAUCUGUAAAAUUACUACCCAACAGUUUAUUAACUCAUUAAAAUCAGCUCCACUUUACAAAUGAAUGCAUCAACAAUACUAACCUAAUAAUACAUUUCUAACAGUAUAACAAUCACAGGGACAGGAAUACUUAUAUACUUUUACUUCAGUAUAAUUUUUGAAUGCAGGAC